AUGGCGCAGAAUAACCGCGCCUUCGCGCUCUUCUGUAUUUCUCUUUUCCUCUGCACUUCCCUCUCGUCCGCCUUUUCCUCCCUUGGCGAUCGUCGACUCACCUCACGCGAGCGAAUCCUUCGCGACGGAGCGCUGCUUGCCGACCGAAGCCACUCCGUCAUCUUCAAGAAAGGCUCAUCGAGCGACAAUUCCGUCAAUUCUGCCGGCAGCGGAGCAGACACCCGACGUAAUCUAAAUGGCGGUCCGGUGACGUCGUUCGCGAUUGCCAACGGCAUCUCGCGGGGCAGUCUCAUCCAGAGCGGCUUCGACGACGCCGCGAGCGAUCGCUCCGAGUCGUCCAGCGAUCGCUUUCAGUCGCAUGGCGAACAAUUCAGAGAUCCGAGCGAUCAGUUCGAGGCGCCUUCGCUCACCAUUUUCUGCGCUCCGAAACCCUACUCAUCCAUCGUGGACCCCUCAGACCCAAACCCCGACUCGCAGCGGCGCGCUUUGCUCUCCUGGCUGCGCCUCUCCCCACCUCCGAAAGUCGUCCUUUUCGGCAACGACACGUCGUUCCACGAGCUCGCGCGUCGGUUUCCCGAGCAAAUCUCCGUCGAGCCGCUGAUCGACAGCAAUUUCUACGGCGUGCCGCAGUUUCACAGCAUGGUGGCGCGCGCUCAGGCCGCGUCGACCGACAUUUCGAUGAUCAUCAACGGCGAUAUCAUCCUCCUAAAUGACGUCAUGCUCGCGUUGCAGAAGACGCACGGAACCUUCCAGCACUGGGUGAUGACAGCGGCGCGGUGGGACAUGCCGGGAGAUUUCCCGUACUCGUUCGAGCCGCACAUGUGGGGGCAGCGGGGGCUGGCUCGCGGGCGCAGCCACGCGGCGAUGGAGGAAGAAAUCCGCGGGUUUGUACGCGAAAUAGGCACGCUGCACACGUACGGUGGGGUGGACUUUUGGGCGUGGAACAACGACUCACCCGCGCCGCUGUUCGACGGGGUUAUGCCGCCGUUUUCGUUCGGGCGCGGGAAGUACGACAACUGGUUCACGCACGAGAUCGUGGCGGCUGGGCGGCGGACCAUGGUCGACGCCAGCGAGGCAGUCACGGCGAUCCACGUGGCGCAUUCUUACUCGCACGUGGUAGAAUCAGCCUCGACCAAGAGCAUCGGCGGGAAGGACGGAAACGGUAACGAAAACGGUAACGGAAUAGCAGCAGGGAAGAACUUUUGGAGCACGCGAAAGAAGAGCAGCUGGGAGCUGUUCGGAAACAUCCACAUGGCCAUGACACAUGGUUCAUACGCCAAUCAGAAGGGCACCGCGCUGCACGUGCCCUGGAAGCUCGCCACGUGUCACGAGCCCUCCGUGCACAACAUGUGCCUGCAGCAGCGCCUUCGCCCCGCCACGUGUAGCUGCGAAUCCGCAAAUUUCGUUAAAUCCAGCCAGACCGACCCGAAGCUGGAUAAGACGGGCAGGAAAUGGACAUGUGGCAGCGUGUCAGUGGACAGGAAUUCGGAUUACAGUAUCCCCACUCUUCCUCCUCCUUCACCCGCCUCCUCCCCUGUAGGCCUCCCACACACCAUGGAACAGCUACUGCCCACAAUUGCUCGGAGCGUCCCAGACGGGCGGGGGGGGGAGCUACAGGUGGUAACCCUAGUGGCGGUAACCGCGGGGUACGCGGAGAUGCUGAUGAGCUUCGUGUGCCGCCUGCGCUCCCUCGGCCUCGCCUCCAACCUCCUCGUUGCCGCGCUGGACGAGGACUUGUACCGAUUCGCCUUCACUCAGGGCCUGCCCGUGUACUAUGAGCAAGUCAGCCAAGGACUGAAGGGGGUGGAUUCAAAGGACUGUGCCUUUGGCAGCCAGUGCUUCAGGCAGUUCACUAAGCUGAAAUCGCGGGCUGUGCUUCGGGUGCUCAAGGCGGGGUAUUCUGUGCUCUGGACAGACGUCGACAUUGUCUGGUUCACCGAUCCUCUCCCGGACCUGCUCUCGUAUGGCCCGGAAACUUUCCCGAUCCAGAGCAAUGAGCCAAACGUGACUCUGCCUGGGACUGGCAUUCGGCGAAUUAAUUCUGGGUUUUACUUCGCUCGGGCAGAUAAAAAGACGGUGGCGGCAUUUGAGGCGAUCACUGCGCAUGCAGCCACUACGAGACUGUCAGAGCAGCCGAGUUUCUAUGAUAUCCUGUGCGGGGUGAAGGGUGAGAAUGUCGUGGAAGGGAAGGAGGAGUGUGUGUGGAAAAACGGCCUUCGCACUAUCUUCCUUGAUAGGGUGGUGUAUGCGAAUGGUGCUGCGCAUGGGUUUUGGGACGAGGAGGAUGUGGAGGGGGCCUGCAGGAGAAAGGGGUGCACUAUUUUACACAACAACUGGAUUGCUGGGAAGGAUGCCAAGAAGCAGCGGUUUGUGGUGAACUCGUUCUGGCACUAUGAUGCCGAGAAGAGAAUGUGCAUGUGGAGAUGGCACAGUGGCGCAUCUCACAAACGUAUCGAGGCCACUUACAUGAUGGUGCCAGUGAAACCAGCCAGCCCAGCAUUCAAAAUGGGCGGAAACGCGCCCCACAAAUUCUUAAUCCUAGCAGCAGUCACCCUUGCUGUCACAAUGGUGUUAAUCACUUUCCUCCUUCCUGUCGCGACCGCCGCGGUUAACAAGCACUCUCAAUACAAGCACAUUCAACAACGGCAAGCGCAGCAGGAAGGGCAGCAGCGGCAGCGCCCUUUCCUCACCAUCUUCACCGCGCCCAAGCCCUACACGUCCAUCCUCGACCCGUCCUCCCCGCACGCCGACCCGCAGCGGCGCGCGCUGCUCUCGUGGCUGCGCCUCCGCCCGUCCCCCAAGAUCGUCCUGCUGGGGAACGACUCUUCUUUCCACGCGCUCGCGCGGCAGUUCCCCGCGCACGUAACGGUCGAAUCGUCCAUCGAUACGAAUUUCUACGGCGUGCCGCAGGUUCACAGCGUCGUCGCGCGCGCUCAAGCCGCGGACACGCCCGUCUCGAUGGUGAUCAACGCGGAUAUUAUUCUAAUGAAUGACGUCAUGGCUGCGAUGCGGAAGGUUCACGAGAACUUUCGCCACUGGGUGAUGACCGCGGCGCGGUGGGACAUGCCCGAGGAGUUUCCGUACUCGUUCGAGCGGGAAAUGUGGGCGGGGCGAGGACACCGGGAACAUGAAACGACGAUUCGCGAAUUCGUACGUACGCACGGGACGCUGCACACGUACGGCGGGGUCGACUUCUGGGCGUGGAACAACGACGACCGUACGCCGGUUCCGCUGGUGAGAGGAACCGUACCGCCGUUUUCGUACGGCCGCGGCAAGUACGACAACUGGCUGACGCACGAGAUCAUCUCGUCCGGAUUACGCGAAAUCGUCGACGCCAGCGAGUCCGUUACAGCCGUACACGUGGCGCACUCCUAUUCCCACGUGAUGGAGUCGGCGUUCACGAAAAACGCGGCGGGAUUGGCGGGAAAGAGCUUCUGGAGCACGAGGAUGAACAGUAGCUGGGAGCUUUUCGCGAAUAUCCACCUGGCGCAUACACACGGGACGUACGCCAAUCAGAAAGGGACACCUCUGCACGUGCCUAUCAAGCUGAUGAACUGCCUAGAAGCUUCGGCCAACUUCCUGUGUCUGCAGCGCCGCCUGCGCCCAGCAGCGUGCUCCUGCGAGUAUUCCUCCGCCGUCGCCGCCUCUCAGACGGACCCCCGCAUGAACGCAAAGACGAACCAGUGGACGGUCCCCGAUGGGCGGGGGGGAGAGUUACAGGUGGUAACCCUAGUGGCGGUAACCGCGGGGUACGCGGAGAUGCUGAUGAGCUUCGUGUGCCGCCUGCGCUCCCUCGGCCUCGCCUCCAACCUCCUCGUUGCCGCGCUUGACGAGGACUUGUACCGAUUCGCCUUCACUCAGGGCCUGCCCGUGUACUAUGAGCAGGCAAGUGAGGAGGUGAAGCACAUGCGCGCCUCAGAGUGUGGUUACGGCAGCCAGUGCUUCCGCCACUUCACCAAGCUCAAGUCUCGCUCCGUGCUCAAAGUCCUCAAUGCCGGCUACUCUGUUCUCUGGACAGACGUAGACAUUGUCUGGUUCACCGACCCUCUCCCGGACCUGCUCUCGUUCGGCCCGGGAACGCUGCCGAUCCAGAGCAACGAGCCGGACGCGAAUCUUCCCGGAACUGGCGUUCGGAGGAUCAACUCAGGGUUUUAUUUCGCCCGAGCAGACCGGAAAACGGUCGAGGCGUUUGAGGCGAUCACUGCGCACGCAGCAGCAACGAAAUUGUCUGAACAGCCAAGCUUCUAUGAUGUUCUCUGUGGGGAGGCAGGCGAGCUAGUAGCCGCAGGGAGGGAGGAGUGCGUAUGGAAAAAUGGGCUGCGAACGGUCUUUCUCGACAGAGCUAGGUACCCUAACGGGGCUGUUCACGGGUUGUGGGAGCAGAAAAAUGUUCACAGGGCGUGUGCAAAGGUGGGGUGCUCCAUUCUGCAUAAUAACUGGAUAUCUGGGAGGGAGGAGAAGAUGAGGCGGUUUUUGGCAAACGACAUGUGGCAUUAUGAUGCAGACAGGCGCAUGUGCGUGUGGGAGUGGCAUGGGAAGGUUCCGGAACUGGUGAGGCAAGUGGGAGGAGAGGGGGGUGGAGGAGAGCUAAAUGGGGGGGCUGUUGGGAAAGGGCAAAGGAGAGGUAAUGGGAAGGGAAUUGAGAACAAGAGGCUCCACCAAAAGCAAUCGACGUAA
Messenger RNA from Closterium sp. Naga37s-1, 4677 nucleotides. The record is from the annotation of a GenBank genome assembly. Lineage: Eukaryota; Viridiplantae; Streptophyta; Zygnematophyceae; Desmidiales; Closteriaceae.